AUGGGGAAGAUCAAGAUCGGAAUCAACGGAUUUGGAAGGAUCGGAAGGUUGGUGGCCAGAGUGGCUCUGCAGAGAGAAGAUAUUGAACUCGUCGCCAUUAACGAUCCUUUCAUCACCGGCGACUACAUGGUUUACAUGUUCAACUAUGACACUGUGCACGGUCGCUGGAAGCAUAACGAUGUCAAGCUUAGGGACGCAAACACCCUUCUCUUUGGUGACAAGCCCGUCUCUAUUUUUGCUGCCAGGAACCCAGAUGAGAUCCCAUGGUCUGGGAGCGGAGCUGAAUAUGUUGUCGAGUCAACCGGUGUUUUCACCGAUAAGGAAAAGGCUGCUGCCCAUUUGAAGGGUGGAGCGAAGAAGGUUAUCAUCUCAGCUCCCAGCAAAGACGCUCCUAUGUUUGUUGUGGGUGUCAAUGAGAAGGAAUACAAGCCAGAUCUUCAUAUUGUUUCCAAUGCUAGUUGCACGACCAACUGCCUUGCUCCCCUUGCAAAGGUCAUUCAUGAUAGGUUCGGUAUUGUUGAGGGUCUGAUGACCACCGUUCACUCCAUUACUGCCACCCAAAAGACUGUCGAUGGACCUUCUUCUAAGGAUUGGAGAGGUGGAAGAGCUGCUUCAUUCAACAUCAUUCCCAGCAGUACUGGAGCUGCAAAGGCUGUUGGUAAAGUGCUGCCUGAACUGAACGGAAAAUUGACGGGAAUGUCUUUCCGUGUUCCUACUGUUGAUGUCUCAGUGGUUGACCUUACCGUGAGGCUGGCAAAGUCAGCUACUUAUGAUGAAGUGAAAGCUGCCAUCAAGGAGGAGUCUGAGGGAAAACUGAAGGGAAUCUUGGGUUACACUGAAGAUGACGUGGUUUCCACUGACUUUGUGGGGGACAGCAGGUCUAGUAUUUUUGAUGCAAAGGCCGGAAUUGCUCUGAAUGAUAACUUCCACAAGUUGGUCUCAUGGUACGACAAUGAGUGGGGAUACAGCUCUCGUGUUGUCGACUUGAUUUCCUACAUCGCAUCCGUUGAUCAUGCUUAG
Prunus armeniaca (apricot) is the source of this 1020-nucleotide messenger RNA. Lineage: Eukaryota; Viridiplantae; Streptophyta; Magnoliopsida; Rosales; Rosaceae. The record is from the annotation of a GenBank genome assembly.